Phaethon lepturus (White-tailed tropicbird) is the source of this 2017-nucleotide messenger RNA. Its product is annotated as mitogen-activated protein kinase kinase kinase 1-like. The record is from RefSeq and is a predicted model, not a curated record. The annotation marks the transcript as partial. The transcript has 7 exons. NCBI's taxonomy places the organism in Eukaryota, Metazoa, Chordata, Aves, Phaethontiformes, Phaethontidae. Gene Ontology annotation, biological process: protein phosphorylation. Gene Ontology annotation, molecular function: ATP binding; protein kinase activity.
AAAACCUUAAGAGCCAUGCUGGUAUAUACUCCUUGUCAUACUUCAGCAGAGAGGACUAAACUACAGCAACUUCUCAAGCCAAUUGUAGAGACCAUAUUAGUUAAAUGUGCAGAUGCCAACAGUCGAACACGUCAACUUUCAGCCUCAACACUAUUGGAGAUGUGUAAAGGCCAAGCAGGAGAGCUGGCAGUUGGGAGAGAAAUACUUAAAUCUGGGUCUAUUGGUAUUGGUGGUGUUGAUUAUGUCUUAAACUGUAUUCUCAGAAUCCAAACCGAGUCUAGCAACUGGCAAACACUACUGGGGCGACUUUGUCUAAUAGACAGACUUCUGUUGGAAUUUCCUGGUGAAUUUUAUCCCCACAUUUUCUGUGGAGGUGUUUUACAGGCUGAUACUGUAGUAGACAGGUUUAAGAAACUUCUCUCCCUCUUAAAUUUUGCCUUGCAGUCAAUUGACAAUCCCCACUCAAUGGUUGGAAAACUAUCACGGAGAAUAUUUUUGAGUGCAGCAAGAAUGGUGGCAAGAGUGCCCCAUGUUUUUAUAAAGCUGUUAAAAAUGUUGGUUGUGACAAGUUCAACUCAUUAUGCAAGGAUGCGUCGACGUCUGAUGGCAAUAGCAGAUGAAAUGGAAAUUGCAGAUACCAUCCAGCUAGGCAUGGGAGAAAUGUACUUUGGGGAAUGUCGACAUGAAGACUUUUUGCAGCUACCUGUACCAGAUAACUCUCUAGAAGCUAUAGAAAAUAACUCUCUAGAAGCUAUAGAAAGUAAUACUCCUAACAAUACUGUCCAGUUAUCAAGGAAAAGUGAGAAAAGUUUAAGUGAUAAAAAACUGAGUGACAGUCCAGAGGAUGCUUCUGAGAUGCUGGCUGGCCUUGCUGUAGGACUUCCCGUUUCAUCAGUAACUACUGAGCAACCAAAGCCAGCCAUUCAAACAAAAGGAAAAACCCCCAGUCAGUGUUUAAACUCUUCUCCCUCAUCUUGUCAUUCUCAGUCAUUAUCCCCAAUGCUUCCAUCUCCUUCAAACCCAUCUGUACUAGCUGGCACUGCAACAGAUGUCUCUCAACUCAGACCUCAGGGAUUUGUUCCCUGCAAAAUCCCCUCACCUUCUCCUCAAACACAACAGAAACUUUCUCUCCAGUUCCAGAAAAACUGUUCUGAAAAUACAGAACCAGAGAAACUUUUUCCAGUUUUUACUCAAGCCAGGCCAUUGCUAUCCAGUCACAUACACAGACCAAAGCCAUCACGACCCACCUCAAGUGAUGUGAACAAGCAGGGAGAAACCUCAAAAAGCAGUAUGACACUUGACCUGAAUGAUAUUUUACAGUGUGAUAGCAAUAGUAGUAGCAGUGCGGUUAUGCCAAGUGAAGAGACAAUGUUUGCACCAGCAGAUGAGAAAUGUCAAUUGGAUGUUAAUGCAGAGCUCAAUUCCAGUAUUGAGGACCUGCUUGAGGCCUCCAUGCCAACAAGUGAUGGCACAGUUACAUUCAAGUCCGAAGUUGCAGUUCUUUCUCCUGAGCGGGCAGAAAAUUAUGAUACUUACAAAGAUGAUGUAAAUCAUAAUAAAAAAUGCAAGGAAAAGAUGGAAGCUGAAGAAGAGGAAGCUUUAGCUAUUGCUAUGGCAAUGUCAGCAUCUCAAGAUGCCCUGCCAAUAAUUCCCCAACUACAGGUUGAAAAUGGUGAAGAUAUCAUAAUCAUUAAUUUGCAGACACCAGAAACCCUGCCUGGACAUACCAAAGCAAAACACCAUUACAGAGAAGAUGCAGAAUGGCUUAAAGGUCAGCAAAUUGGUCUUGGAGCUUUCUCUUCCUGUUACCAAGCUCAAGAUGUAGGAACAGGGAUGUUAAUGGCUAUAAAACAGGUGACGUAUGUCAGGAACACAUCAUCUGAGCAAGAAGAGGUAGUUAAAGCACUGAGAGAAGAAAUAAGGAUGAUGAGUCAUCUGAACCAUCCUAACAUUAUUCGAAUGUUGGGUGCCACGUGUGAGAAGAGUAACUAUAAUCUCUUUAUUGAAUGGAUGGCAG